AUCGAUGCGCUUGCUAUUUAAAGUGGGCGGAGCUACAAAUAAAUGUUAUCUUAUUAUCACAAUUCUAAUUCAGUUGUGACAAUUAAACAAAGGUCAUCAUGUUUACAUAAAAGCCUGGAGAUAAACACUUAACAUUCAUUGUGACUAACAAAUUUUCUGCACGAAAAUGUCGGACCUCAAUAUUGGUGUAUUAGGAGCCGGUGUGAUUGGUUUAACAACAGCGUUCGAAUUGAAAAAGAAAUUCCGAAACGCAAACAUUGAUGUUAUUUCCCAUCAGUUCAAUGACAAGACCACCAGUUACGUAGCAGCUGGACUUUUCCGUCCAGGGACUAGUUUUUCAGGCCCCACGGUGGAAAUCACAAGACAAUGGAUCAAUGAUUCUUAUCACUACUGGGAUAACAUUUGGAACACACCUGAGGCAAGCACAGCUGGUGUUGCCCAAGUGUCGGGCUACAUUUUCUCCAGUCAGUACCCAAAUAUCGUCAAAAACGAUUAUCUCGACAAGUUAUUGCCCAUUUAUCGACGGGCCACUGAAGAUGAAUUACAAUUAUGUCCCGGGACGUGGAAAUACGGCUGUUUUUUCACAACAGUCCUCACCCAAUGCUCGUACUACUUGCCCUGGAUCACUUCAAAACUGCAAAGGGACGGCGUCCACAUUCUGAGCCAAAAAAUCGAGUCGUUUGCACAACUCGAUAAAAAGUACGACAUAAUCUUAAACUGCACCGGCCUUGGGGCGAAAUUUCUGUGCAAUGACAAUAAACUCGUGCCAAUGCGAGGCCAAGUCCUGAAAGUGAGGGCUCCUUGGAUUAAAACAUUUUUCUACGGGGAUUACGACACUUAUGUUAUUCCGGGCAUUGACUGUGUGACUUUGGGCGGUUGUCGUCAGUACGACUCGUAUAACUUGGAAGUGAAUAAAUACGACGGUUUGUCGAUCAAAGAACGGUGCGAGUCUCUGGUGCCAAGUCUGAGAGGUGCCGAAUUAAUCGCGGAAAAAGUGGGCCUGAGACCGCACAGAGAUGUGGUCAGGGUGGAGAAGGAAAUUCAGGUGAUUAACGGCAGGAAAGUGAAAAUUGUGCACAAUUACGGGCACGGUGGCUAUGGGGUUACCACAGCUCCGGGGACGUCGCUGUAUGCCGUGAAACUAGCGACUGAGUUGCUUUCAGGCAACAGCAAGUUAUAAGACUCCGAAAGAUAAAUAGUUAUAUUUUUAAGUAAUAAAAUAUCAAUUAGUGAAAAAUUUAAUAAAACAAUAAGAUCUCUCUUAAA
Messenger RNA from Tribolium castaneum (red flour beetle), 1266 nucleotides. It is a transcript of the gene Daao1, whose product is annotated as D-amino acid oxidase 1. The transcript has 3 exons. The record is from RefSeq and is a predicted model, not a curated record. Gene Ontology annotation, biological process: D-amino acid catabolic process. Bases 167 to 1180 code for a protein of 337 amino acids. Gene Ontology annotation, cellular component: cytoplasm. Gene Ontology annotation, molecular function: FAD binding; D-amino-acid oxidase activity. NCBI's taxonomy places the organism in Eukaryota, Metazoa, Arthropoda, Insecta, Coleoptera, Tenebrionidae.